AUGGCGAUGUGCUUUUGAAAUUGAAGAGCUAUAAUGAAUUUAUAGCAAAACGAAAUUGUUCGAGCUUAUUCAUUAUCACAGUUAACAGAUAGCUAGAGAUUAUUUGUCGAUUAGACCUCUCAAAAUCUACAGUGCGUAACGAGUUAAUGUUUCAUCAACUGAUAAGAUAACUCAUUAACGAAUCGAAACUGAUACUGAUCGUAGCUAUAGCAAACCACAAACAAUUCACAUCAAAAUGGACCGUUGGACUGGUAAGGUGGCGCUCGUAACUGGUGCUAGUUCGGGUAUUGGUGCUGCUGUGGUAAAGGCUCUCGCCAACGCUGGCAUGAUCGUGGUUGGUCUUGCAAGGCGUGUCGAGCGUGUGGAAGCACUACGAACGGAAGUCACCGAAUUGGCCGCCAAACAUCUGCACGCCAUCCGGUGUGACAUAACAAAGGAGGAAGACAUUUUGGCCGCCUUCCGGGAGGUCGAACAACGAUUCGGCGGUGUGGACGUGCUAAUCAACAAUGCCGGCAUUGCGGUCGGGGACAUUACACUGUUCACGCCCGAAAAUACUGCCCAACUGCGGCAGGUUGUCGACACGAACGUGCUGGGGCUGGUACUGUGCAGCCGGGAAGCGUUCCUAUCGAUGAAAAAGCGCUCGAUCGAUGGCCAUAUCGUGCACAUUAACAGUGUCGUUGGUCAUUCGGUACCGGCGUUUGCGAGCUUCAAUAUCUAUCCCGCUACCAAGUACGGUGUGACGGCACUCACGGAAACGAUGCGUCACGAGCUGCGGAUGGCCGAUACCAAAAUUAAAGUGACGAGCAUUAGUCCGGGAUUGGUCAAAACGGAAGCCAUUCCUGAUGCCAUGAAAGUGGGUCAAACACCGAUACUGGAACCGGAGGAUAUCGCUGAUGCCGUACUGUACGUGCUGGCCACACCGCCGAGGGUGCAGGUUCAUGAGCUUACUAUCAGACCAGUUGGUGAAAUGAUGUGAAAAGAGUCCAUGCCUUGUUCAAAGACUUGGCAAAAUUGUUGAAUAACUUAAGAGUUAUAGGACUCAUGUUAAAGUUAAAUGAAAAGCACACGUUUAAUUCAAA
Anopheles funestus (African malaria mosquito) is the source of this 1079-nucleotide messenger RNA. RefSeq names its product farnesol dehydrogenase-like. The record is from RefSeq and is a predicted model, not a curated record. The transcript is spliced from 2 exons. Lineage: Eukaryota; Metazoa; Arthropoda; Insecta; Diptera; Culicidae. Gene Ontology annotation, molecular function: oxidoreductase activity. Bases 236 to 976 code for a protein of 246 amino acids.